CGUUGAACCGAGCUAUUCCCCCUGACUCUGAGGCCACUCCCUCUGAUCCCACCCCACCAUACACAAUGCGGAGAGCCCUCCGCCCUCGGCAGCACCCCCCGCCACCCUCCUCUCUCCCAUGGUACGCCCCACCGCCGCAGCCGCCGCCGUCGCACUCGCCGUCCACGACCGAGGCCGACCCCCUGAUCGUCGCCGCCUCCGAAGUCGCCCUCGCUCUGCCGGUCCACCCCGCCCCGCUCCCGGCCACCGCUCCACCGCCGCUCCUCCGCCUGCUCCCGGCUUUCACCUCCGGCCACUUCCUCUCCCUCCUCCGCCGCAACCCGCUCUCCCUCCCGCCGCUCCCGAUCCUCUCCCUAUUCCGCCUCCUCCUCCUCGCCUCCCCUCCCGGCCUCUUCCGGCACACGCCCUCCUCCUUCCUCUCCAUGUCCCACCACCUCCUCGUCCACCGCCUCCCGCACCUCGCCCGCCCGCUCCUCCGCCUCCUGGCCUCCCGGCUCGGCCGCUCCUCCGCGCCGCGCCUUCUCCCAGACCUCCUCCCCGCCGCCUCCCCCGGCGACCCCGCCCCUCUCGUGUCGGAGCUCGCCGCGGCAUACGCCGACGAGGGCCUCCUGCCCGACGCGUGCUCCCUCGUCCUCCUCGCCCUCCGCCGCGGCAUCUCCCUACCGGCACCCGUGUGCUCCGGCCUCAUGAGCCGGCUCCCGAGUACUCCCGAAGCAUACACCUUCUACCUGCAGCUGCUUGACGCGGGCAUGGCCCCGGAGACCAGACUGUUCAACGUGCUGAUGCGAGAUUUUGUUAGACUCGGGGAGCUUGUGAGUGCACGCAAGGUGUUCGACGAAAUGCGGAGGAGCGUGCAGCCGACAGUGGUCACCUUCAACACCUUGAUUUCAGGCAUGUGUAGGGCACGUGAUCUGGACGCUGUAGAUGGUCUGUAUAAGGAAAUGUCGGAUGUGGGCGUCAAACCGGACGUCUAUACUUAUGGUGCUCUGAUAAAGGGUUUCUGCAGGACAGGGAGGAUGGAGAACGCGGUAAAGAUGUUUAAUGAAAUGCGUGAUACAGGCGUGAACCCCAACGCCGUUGUGUUCACAACGUUGAUAGAUGCACAUUGCAAGGAGGGGAAUGUGAAUGCUGGGAUGGACUUGUACCAGGAUAUGAGAGUAAGAGGCGUCAUGCCAGAUUUGGUGGCAUACAACGCACUGGUGAACGGGCUUUGUCGGGCGAGAAAUUUGAAGGCUGCUGAAAGCAUCGUGGAAGAGAUGAAGAAUGCGGGUCUCAAGCCGGAUAAGGUGACUUACACUACCCUCAUUGAUGGUUGUUGCAAGGACGGCAAACUAGACAUGGCAAUGGAUAUUAAACAGAAGAUGGCAGAAAAGGAGGUUUCAUUGGAUGAGGUGACAUAUACAGCGCUCAUCUCGGGGCUGAGCAAAGCAGGACGGCCAGUCGAUGCUGAGAGGGUUCUGCGUGAGAUGAUGGAAGCUGCUUUGGAGCCUGACAACACGACCUACACAAUGGUGAUUGAUGCCUUCUGUAGAAAAGGUGACGUGAAGACAGGCUUCAAACUACUGAAGGAGAUGCAGAACAAGGGUAAAAAACCGGGAGUUGUGACAUAUAAUGUGAUUAUGAAUGGGCUCUGCAAGCUGGGGCAGAUGAAGAAUGCUGACAUGCUUCUGCAUGCAAUGCUUAAUAUAGGUGUGUCCCCAGAUGAUAUCACAUACAACAUUCUUCUGGAUGGGCAAUGCAAGCAUGGAAAAGUUGCCAAUUCUGAAGAACUGGAGAGUUCAAAAGGAAUGGUGCCAGAUUUUGCUGUCUAUACUUCACUAAUCAGCGAACUCGCCAAGAAGAAGCCAGCUAAGAACUACCACGAUAGAUAAGGUUGCUGAAGUGGGUAAAGGUAUUUUGACUACUCACUCGUCAGUAAACGGCCCUUGAUCUGGAAGACAGAAAAAUGGAAUAUGAAUACUGAAUAGGGUCAGCAAGUUUAGGCAGGUGAAUAAUGCCAAUCCACUCCUCGAAGCUCAGGAUUCUAAAAUAUUGACAACCAGAAUACCACAUAUGUUUCUUGAUUAUGUACUUUCACUUCUCUGAUCAGUAAAUUUAUGAAGAUGGUGACAGAUGUUUACUCCAAGGUUGAAA
Molecule: messenger RNA, 2133 nt
Organism: Brachypodium distachyon (stiff brome)
Lineage: Eukaryota; Viridiplantae; Streptophyta; Magnoliopsida; Poales; Poaceae
Product: putative pentatricopeptide repeat-containing protein At1g09680
Exons: 1
Coding region: 66-1871 (601 amino acids)
Molecular function (GO): protein binding
Source: RefSeq, a predicted model, not a curated record